GACUUGAAGGUCUCCCCAGCUUGUCCUUCUGGAGGAUGGCUUACGCUAGCUGCCUGGACUGCAGAAGGUAGCUGCAGGUGGACGGAGGAAAGGGCCCCGGGGCCGCAUUCCUACCACUGCAGGCGCUGCAUUCAGAAGUCUGGCCACAAUCACACGACUCGGGGCUGGCCAGGAAAGACUUGUUUCUGGCGGAGCUCCAGAGGAAGGAAACGACCCAGACCGGGAGCCCCCCACUCCUGAACCGUUACUGCCACUGUCGCUGCUGCUCCAGCCGCAUCUUCAGUCUGUUCAAGCGCGGCUGCUCCGAGUGUUCAAGUCCUCACCUGGAUUAAGCAAUGUGAUUCCUUCCCUUAACCCUUGUAAACACUGUGGAGCUGACCCAUUUUCAUUGGACUGAUUGCUUUCUGGGAGCCCGGCAACUGAAUUCCGAUCCACCAGGGGUUCUCUCAGCAGGGAAAACCAUCCAAAAGACAAUGAUCCCUCUCAUCUUCCUUUUCUUGGGUGUGCUUCAACUUUUACCUUCAUGCUCUGGGAGGGCUGUUUGUGAAGAUGUUGGCCCUCUGACAACACUUAAAGAAAUAAAGGAAGAAAUAGCAGGCUACCAAGAUGCUGCUAAGGCCAUUAUAGAUCUCGCUGUAUGUGGCAAGGCCCAGAACAGAUCCUUUGAGAGACUGGCACUUUUUGUUGACACUGUUGGACACAGACUGAGUGGCUCCAAAAACCUAGAAAAGGCCAUCCAAAUUAUGUACCAGAACCUCAUAGAGGAUGGUUUGGAGAACGUCCAUCUGGAACCUGUCAAAGUGCCCCACUGGGAAAGGGGUCAGGAGUCUGCUGUGAUGCUGGAGCCCAGAAACCACCCAAUGGCCAUUUUAGGCCUUGGGAGUAGUGUGGGAACCCCACCAGAAGGAAUUAUAGCUGAAGUCCUGGUGGUGUCCUCUUUUGAGGAGCUGCAGAGAAGGGCCCCUGAAGCAAGAGGGAAGAUUGUUGUUUAUAACCAGCCUUACAAAGGUUAUGGAGAAACGGUACAGUACAGAGUUCAAGGGGCAGUAGAAGCAGCAAAAGUAGGUGCAGUGGCCUCCCUCAUCAGAUCAGUUGCUUCUUUCUCAAUCUAUAGCCCUCACACAGGAAUGCAGUCCUAUCAGGAUGGUGUACCUAAGAUCCCAACAGCCUGCAUCACUGUGGAGGAUGCAGAGAUGAUGGCAAGAAUGGCUUCUCGGGGGACUAAAAUUGUCAUCCAAUUAAAGAUGGAAGCAAAGAACUACCCAGAUGCAGAAUCUUUCAAUACUGUAGCUGAGAUCACUGGGAGCAAGUAUCCAGAACAGGUUGUCCUGGUCAGUGGACAUUUGGACAGCUGGGAUGUUGGGCAGGGAGCCCUUGAUGAUGGCAGUGGAGCAUUUAUAUCAUGGGAAGCACUGUCUCUUAUUAAAGAUCUAGGGCUUCGGCCAAAAAGGACCCUUCGCCUGGUGUUGUGGACUGCUGAGGAGCAAGGCGGCGUCGGUUCGCUUCAGUAUUACCAGCUCCACAAGGGCAACAUCUCCAACUUCAGCCUGGUAAUGGAGUCUGACUUGGGCAAUUUCAUGCCCACAGGUGUAGGAUUUACUGGAAGCGAUAAAGCCAGGGCUAUUAUAAAGGAAGUCAUGAACCUGCUACAACCCAUAAAUAUCACCCAAGUUUUGGGGAAUGGAGAAGGAACUGACAUUAACUACUGGAUCCAAGCUGGAGUACCUGGUGCCAGUCUAAUGGAUGACCUAAAUCGAUAUUUCUCUUUCCAUCAUUCCCAAGGAGAUACCAUGACAGCACUGGAUCCCACACAAAUGAAUUACUCAGCUGCUGUUUGGGCUGUUGUCUCCUAUGUCAUUGCUGAUCUGGAUGAGAUGUUGCCGAGGUAAUCAAAAGAACAAAGAAGAAGGCACAUUCUUUCCGGAAUCCAGUAUUCUACAUUGGAAUGAGGCUUCUUUUUUACCCAAAAGGUUGAUUUGGUUCUUGUACCUUGACUUCAAAGAACAACUACCCCUUCUGAUAGAAUGUCUCUUAACUCUUUCCUAAUUCUCAGAUUUUAGUAGCAUGUCUAAAAAUGUUUACUGCCAGUAUUAUUAUUCAAUUAAAACAUUUUCUUAGAGUUAUAAGGAAAACUGUGUCCUUGCUGAGAGUAAAACCUUGAAUAAAUUCUAUUUUCAAGAAUAA
Molecule: messenger RNA, 2184 nt
Organism: Monodelphis domestica (gray short-tailed opossum)
Lineage: Eukaryota; Metazoa; Chordata; Mammalia; Didelphimorphia; Didelphidae
Gene: CPQ
Product: carboxypeptidase Q
Biological process (GO): proteolysis; peptide catabolic process; thyroid hormone generation
Molecular function (GO): metallodipeptidase activity
Source: RefSeq, a predicted model, not a curated record